Molecule: messenger RNA, 1497 nt
Organism: Plenodomus lingam JN3
Lineage: Eukaryota; Fungi; Ascomycota; Dothideomycetes; Pleosporales; Leptosphaeriaceae
Source: RefSeq, a predicted model, not a curated record
AUGCGACCACAGACCACAGCGAUGAUGAGUUAUGACGUCGGCGAGGGGUUUGUCUGGGCGGGUGAAAGCCGCCUGCAGUACAGUAGAGCUACCCAUGUUGGCACCUCUCACAAGUACUACCUAGGUACACACCACCAUGUAUCCAAUAACACGGUAAUUGCGCCGCGUCCGUCGCGUCCUCAAGCCUAUCCACGUCCAGAGGACCCCUUCAAUUCGACCUUGGCUCAACAGAACCGCAUUCUAGUACCAACAAACACCCUCGCUCGCGUCAACAAGACCAUGUCCGACUCGGACCAAAACUUGCCCUCCGAGGCCGCCAUCGCCACCAAAUUACGCGACAUCGUCAUUGCCAUCCACAAGUCAGGCAACACGGAUGAUUUGACCGUCAAGCGCGUACGGGCGCGCGCCGAAAAGGAGCUGGGCUUGGACGACGGCUUUUUCAAAACGAAUCCAGUCUGGAAGCAGAAGAGCCAGGAGCAAAUCGUCGAAGCUGUCGAAAAGUACUGCGACGCCGACCCUUCACCACAACCGACACCCAAGAAAGCCGCUUCGAACCCCAAAACGAAGCCCGCCGAGAAGAAAACCAAGGCGGCUACUGCGAGCGCUCGCGGCGUGAAGCGCAAGGCGGCUCCUGCAAAGAAACCAGCCAAACGACAAAAGCCCUCUUCAGACGAUGAUUCCGAGCCCGAGCUGUCAGAGCCUCCUGCUGAAAUAUCGGCGGAAGAGAGCGAUUCGCCGAAGAAGCCUGUGCGACGUGGAAAGCAGAUUGUGACAGAAGACUCAGAUGAGGAUAAUGAUGAUGUGUCCAAGGCUGCGCCCGAUCCAAGCGUACCUGCUACCGACGAGGAAAGCGGCGUAGAGCGCGUAGCCCCAGAAAAGAAAGCAAAGACCGAGGCUGUGGACUCGGACAGCGACCUCUCCAGCGUCAUCGACGAAGAGCCCGUGAAGAAGCAGCGCAAGAAGAAGGACUCGGCCCCUGCAGCGAAAAAAGCGUCGAAACCCAAGGCCACCCAAGCCAAAACGGCCGACGAUCCCGACCAAGCCAAGAUCAAAGAGCUACAAGGCUGGCUCGUAAAGUGCGGCAUUCGCAAGGUCUGGUCUAGAGACCCAGAGCUCUCAAAAUGCAACACGGCCAAGGAGAAGAUUGUUGUGCUGAGGAACAUGCUCAAGGACGUGGGCAUGGAAGGCAAGUUCUCGGUGGAAAAAGCUGCCAAGAUCAAGGAGCAGCGCGAGUUUGCAAAGGAUCUCGAGGCCAUUCAGGAAGGCGAGAUGGCCUGGGGGAAGACGUCCGAGGUCACGAGUACGGGGCGGCCGAGUCGAAGGGCUGCUGCAAGGCCAGUACCCGUACAGAAGAUUGUGCUGGAGGAGGAUAGCGAGGAGGAUACAGAGGGAGGAGGUGGGGCUGACGAGUCGAGUGAGGAUGACGAUGUCCAUCCCGAUUCGGACGAGGAGAGCGAGGGCAAAGACGAUGAUAGCGGAGCAGAUGAUUCGGACUAG